AUGGUUAGACCUUUUACUAGAUUGUGUCAUACGUUUCGUGGUAACAUUCGAAGACAGUAUCCUAUUAAUCAUCAUCAUCAUCAUUAUCUACCAUAUACAAAAUUCUGUACUCAAACUGAAGCUGAUCUUCAAGGUGAAAAAUACAAUCAACUACGAAAAGAAUCAAUAUUUUGGUCGGCUUGCUAUUCAGAUGCUUAUUUAGCUAAAUUCUAUUUAGCUGAUCUUAAUAUGUUUGCUCAUAGAAAAAUGUUAUUUUUCGAUGUUGGUGCCAAUAAAGGAUAUACAAUCGCAAAAGGGUUAUCACUUUGGAUGCCACACCUUGGCAUCAAUGGAAUCAUUUUAGGAGAAUUUUUACGACAAAAAUUAAAAUUGAAAGACUGUGGUAUAUGCAAUGAAUGUAUAGAAGCAGGAUUCAUAAAUUUCAAAAGAGAUGAACGUGUUCAUACAGCUAUUGAAAUACAUGCCUUUGAACCACAACCAAGUACAUAUCAAGUAUUAACUAAAAUGAAACGAUGGAUGAAUUCGUCAUUUCUACACAUACAUAAAGUAGCAUUAAGCAAUCAGAGUGAAAUUCGUGCUCUACGAAAAUGUCCUGCAGAAUUCGAACAAUGUGCAUUACCAACAACAUCUAAUUUGAACGAAAGAAAUACUUAUCAAAAAAUUGAGACCGAAGGUUUCGAUCCAUUGGUUAUUCAAGGUGCAGAAAAUAUUCUUAAUCGACAUCAAGUUAGACUCUUCCUCUUUGAAUAUCAUGGUAUUCAUAUGUGGCGAACAACAACACUCUAUCACGUGAUAAACGAUCUUGGUCACAAAGGUUAUCUCUGCUAUAGAAUAGGUCAAACCGGUAUAUUCCGUUUAACUGGUUGUUGGUCAUCGAGUUUCGAAAUAAAACGUUGGAGUAAUGUUCUAUGUAUAUCAAGGCAUGAACCAAGAUUAAUUUCCUUUGUUGAAGAACUACUUAUUCCAGUGUAG
This is a messenger RNA of Rotaria socialis, 972 nucleotides long. The record is from the annotation of a GenBank genome assembly. NCBI's taxonomy places the organism in Eukaryota, Metazoa, Rotifera, Eurotatoria, Philodinida, Philodinidae.